UGCUCUCGCUGUUAAGAGGAGCGGAACAGAGCGUACUCGGAUCGCGCACACGCUAACCGCAGACACUUCCGAACCGAGUGAGCUUGUCUGUCCCAUCCUCACCAUGGCUCCUGGAGAGAAGAUCAAAGCCAAAAUCAAGAAGAAUCUGCCCGUGACGGGACCUCAGGCACCUAACAUCAAAGAGCUAAUGCAGUGGUACUGUCUGAACACCAACACCCACGGCUGCCGCCGCAUUGUGGUGUCGCGUGGCCGCCUCCGGCGCCUGCUCUGGAUUCUCUUCACGCUGACAGCCGUGGCCCUCAUUUUCUGGCAGUGUGCCCUCCUCAUCUCAUCCUUCUACACCGUCUCUGUCUCCAUCAAAGUCCACUUCCAAAAGCUGGAUUUUCCUGCGGUCACCAUCUGCAACAUCAACCCUUACAAGUACAGUGCUGUGCGCCACCUCUUAGCCGACUUGGAACAGGAGACCAGAGCGGCCUUGAAGCACCUGUAUGGCUUUUCAGAGAUUACGUCUCGGAAACGCCGAGAGGCACAGUCCCGGAGUUCAGUCAGGAAGGGCACUGAUCCCAAAUUCCUCAACCUAGCCCCACUGAUGGCCUUCGAGAAGGGUGAUAUGGGCAAGGCCAGGGACUUCUUCACCGGACGGAAGCGGAAAGUCAACGCAAGAAUCAUUCACAAGGCAUCAGAUGUCAUGCAUAUCCACAAUUCCAAGGAGGUGGUGGGAUUCCAGCUGUGUUCCAAUGACACAUCCGACUGUGCGGUCUACACCUUCAGCUCAGGGGUCAAUGCUAUCCAGGAGUGGUACAAGCUGCACUACAUGAACAUCAUGGCACAGGUGUCUCAGGAGAAGAAAAUCAACAUGAGCUACUCUGCUGACGAGCUGCUGGUCACUUGCUUCUUUGACGGGGUGUCCUGCGAUGCCAGGAACUUCACGCUUUUCCACCAUCCAAUGUAUGGGAAUUGCUACACAUUCAACAACAGACAAAAUGAGACUAUCCUCAGCACCUCCAUGGGAGGCAGUGAAUUUGGGCUGCAGGUCAUCCUGUACAUAAAUGAAGAAGAGUACAACCCCUUCCUGGUGUCCUCCACCGGGGCUAAGGUGAUUGUCCAUCGGCAGGACGAAUACCCCUUCAUUGAGGACAUGGGAACGGAGAUUGAGACAGCCAUGGCCACCUCCAUAGGAAUGCACCUGACGGAGUCCUUCAAGCUGAGUGAUCCCUACAGCCGCUGCACGGAGGACUGGAGUGAUGUGCAGAUCACGAACAUCUACAAUGCCACGUAUUCCCUCCAGAUCUGCCUUCACUCGUGCUUCCAGGCAAAGAUGGUAGAGAACUGUGGGUGUGCCCAGUACAGUCAGCCUCUACCUCAGGGAGCCGACUACUGCAACUACCAGCAGCACCCCAACUGGAUGUACUGCUACUACCAACUGCACCAGGCCUUCGUCCGGGAAGAGCUGGGCUGCCAGUCGGUGUGCAAGGAAGCCUGCAGCUUUAAGGAGUGGACGCUGACCACCAGCCUGGCACAGUGGCCAUCAGAGGUCUCCGAGAAAUGGUUGCUGUCUGUUCUCACCUGGGACCAAAGCCAGCAAAUAAAGAAGAAACUCAACAAGACAGACUUGGCCAAACUCUUGAUAUUCUACAAAGACCUGAACCAGAGAUCCAUCAUGGAGAACCCUGCCAACAGUAUCGAGCAGCUUCUGUCCAACAUUGGUGGCCAGCUGGGCCUGUGGAUGAGUUGCUCCGUCGUCUGUGUCAUUGAGAUCAUCGAGGUCUUCUUCAUCGACUCCCUCUCCAUCAUUGCCCGCCACCAGUGGCACAAAGCCAAGGGGUGGUGGGCCCGGAGACGGGCACCCGCCUGCCCCGAGGCUCCCCACAUCCCACAGGGCCGGGACAACCCCGGCCUCAACAUAGACGAUGACCUGCCCACUUUCACCUCUGCCUUGAGUCUGCCUCCAGCCCCAGGGCCCCAGGUGCCCGGCACACCACCCCCCAGAUACAACACCCUGCGCUUGGAGAGGGCCUUCUCCAGUCAGCUAACAGACACCCAGGUGCCAGCUGAGUCCUGAGGCAGGGCGGGGAAGAAAGGUGGAGCCAAGACCACCAGCCACGGUUGAGAACUUAGUCUUCAGCACACAGGGCGUGUCUUCCCCCCCGCUGAGCUUUUCAAAGACAUUGUCUACGAGUCUGCUCUGAACGAGGUGGGCCUGGGCGUGUGCAGGGGACCGUCGGACCCCUCCCAGCCACACUCAUAAGGGCCGCCUAGGACGAGCUAGAUCCUGCAGGCCAAACCCCUUAGCACACCUGCUGCGGAGAGAGAUGGGGCCAAGGAGAUGGGGCCGGCCUGGACAAAGGCCAGGAGUGAAGCCUGACAGAGUUCUUGGCCAGAUCUUGAGAGAGAGAGAGUGAGAGACUCCUCUAAAGCACCAAGUUGGGGGUUUCAGCCGCUCCUCCAGCCUGGGCUGGGGCCCAAGGAUGUGACUUUACGUGUUGAGGCCUGACAUUCACUGCUUGGUGCCAAAGAUAGGAGGAAGCUCUGGGCCUGGAGCUGGAGCUGUUUGUGAGUAAACCGUUCCUAGUCGCUGACAUCAGAGAAGGCAAUGGCAACCCACUCCAGUACUCUUGCCUGGAGAAUCCCAGGGACGGCGGAGCCUGGUGGGCUGCUGUCUAUGGGGUUGCGCAGAGUCAAACACAGCUGAUGCGGCUUAGCAGCAGCAGCAGUCGCUGACAUUGGGGCAAGGUCUGCUCUGAGUCCUCAGGAGGGAGGUGGCUCAGGGUCCUUGGAGUGUUAGAGGGGUAGAGGGCCCUGUGGGGGCACCUAGGGGUGUGGCAGGAGGCCCUCACUCUGAGCUGGGGUGGGGAGGGGGGCAUAUUCUGGGCAGCUAAGCCAGUACUCUGGGCCCUUAGCAGAGAAGGGCCAGUUAAAGGACUCUGUUGGCCACUCCUGUCUGGUGGUAGCCCAAGGCAUGACUUCCUGAUAACCCACCUCAGCUGCUUUUUCUCCAAGGCAGACCACCUUCCCCCACUGAUUGGCCUGCCCCUCAGCAGCAAGUCAGCCACGUGGACAGCUACCUCCUGCCAUAUCCACACCUUCCAUGAUGAUGGGAGCUGACGUGUGUUAAGCACACAGUAGGUGCCCACUAUCAGCUCAAGAAUCAUGUGCUGGCUGCUGCGCUCAGCACUUACAAAGAUUGGCAUAGGGGACUGCAAACUUCAACCCACAAGCCAAAUCCUGUUUUUGCCUAUGACCUAAGAGUGAUUUUGGCAUUUUUUUAAAUACUGUUAAAAAUAUCAAAAGAAGGACCAUUUGUGACAUGAAAACUAUAUGCAAUUCAAGUUUCAGUGUCCAUAAUAAAGUUUUAUUG
Molecule: messenger RNA, 3358 nt
Organism: Capra hircus (goat)
Lineage: Eukaryota; Metazoa; Chordata; Mammalia; Artiodactyla; Bovidae
Gene: SCNN1G
Product: sodium channel epithelial 1 gamma subunit
Exons: 13
Coding region: 104-2062 (652 amino acids)
Biological process (GO): sodium ion transmembrane transport
Cellular component (GO): membrane
Molecular function (GO): ligand-gated sodium channel activity
Source: RefSeq, a predicted model, not a curated record